AUGUCGCUGCGAUCAAAUAAGCCAGUGAGGCAGGACUACAUUGCCAAGAUCAGAUAUGCCAAUAGCCUACCCCCUCCGCCAUUGAACCCAAAGUUCAUUGAGUACAACACGACUACACCCAUUUCCUCGAAAACGGAAGGUGAACAGUUACUAUCAUCGUUAUUUCGUAAGGAAAACUUCCACAAUCUUCUCGAAAGGAUAGAUGACCAAUCGGGGCUAGAGUUAAACUUGAUAAAUAACGUAGGGUUCUUGGACCAUGGCGAUCAAUCGAGCAUUGGACAGCUAAAGAACAAGCCUGUCGCGUUACACCAGAAAGAUAGGGCCUUGUUAAGACACGUUGGUAUAGGACAGAUCAAGAGAACCGAUCAGGAUGUGUCGUUUUUGCGGAGAACAGAGUACAUUGCAGACCAGUCGUUGCUCAAGUCGGCAGCAGCAAGCACGCACACAGAGGAGAAUAAGGUUAACGAAAAGUUGAAAAACAAUGAAGAGCACAGUUUGGAUGCGGACCACCAAUUAGAGGCAGUAGAAGAAAGCUUUAGUACAGCAGACGACUCACUAAACAACUUGUCCAACUUGAAACAUCCUAGGAAAAGGCACGUGAAAGCAGUUGAUGCCUGGCCGUUGUUGCCCGACACGUCCAUGAUGGACAAUGUAUUUAUGAAUUUAAGAUUCUUGGGAAGCGCAUCGAUCAAGAGGGAGUUGGAUGUGUUAAAGAGACAAGAAGGAGCAAAGUACAAAGACAUGUACCAAAGACAGAGGCAGGAAUCGGCCAUAUUCAAACCAAUCAAUUCGCAAGAUGGCGAGUGGAUUUCAAUGUUUGAAUUGAAUGACGAGGAGCAAGUGUCAAAGCUACACCAGAGUUUGCAUUCAGAUGCAGCCGACGAGUCCACCACAGACUAUGCCUUCAAGUAUGCGAAAAACUACGACAUGCAUUACCAGGGGUACACCAACCCGCACCAGGAACUAGCUGUCAGGUUUAUUCCUGUCUCAGACGAGCCAGCUGCAAAAAAGAGAAAGGUGGCCCACUAUUUGCCGGUGAGCGGUAAAAUAGAACUAAGGAAACACAGAGCCUCGACAAACUCGGAAAUCAACAAAUUCAUCAAGGAGAGGACAUACGAUGGUAUUCUGUUCAAGUUGAGAGAACCCACAACUACUGAGUUGAAAGGCAUGGACAGAGUAAGGUCAGAGUUUGAUCCGAUGGAAUACGAAGGUGGCGAUGAACUUGAUGACGAGGAUAAAUAUAUCUAG
Messenger RNA from Lodderomyces margitis, 1248 nucleotides. RefSeq lists its product as uncharacterized. Gene Ontology annotation, cellular component: Cdc73/Paf1 complex. NCBI's taxonomy places the organism in Eukaryota, Fungi, Ascomycota, Pichiomycetes, Serinales, Debaryomycetaceae. Gene Ontology annotation, biological process: transcription elongation by RNA polymerase II. Gene Ontology annotation, molecular function: RNA polymerase II complex binding; chromatin binding. The coding region runs from base 1 to 1248 and encodes 415 amino acids. The record is from RefSeq and is a predicted model, not a curated record. The transcript has a single exon.